Molecule: messenger RNA, 510 nt
Organism: Trichobilharzia regenti
Lineage: Eukaryota; Metazoa; Platyhelminthes; Trematoda; Strigeidida; Schistosomatidae
Source: the annotation of a GenBank genome assembly
AAUUCAAGCAUACCUUUGAUACACAUAUGAGUAACAUUUGUGUGGACUUUAAUUUGAAAUGAUCUCCACGUUUAUCCGGUAUUAUUUGAUACUGAUAUUAUGCCUUACUCUGUUGCCUAUAAUAAAAGCUGUUAACGCUGCCGGAGUUAUUUAUGAUUUCAGGCUAUUGUUCCUUCAACUUUGGGAGGAUUUAUGCGCUCGUCUAGCUGGAACUUUCAACUAUUUUCUUCAAUACUUGAAAGUUAAAUAUGGAGGCAAACAACCAGGAUCUAUGUAAAUGAUUUUGUUUUGAUUGUGUUUCCUUUUUUUUGAGUUGUUAAUCUUUUUAUUUUUAACUACCAGAAUAGUUUUUCUCUUAUAGUAAUGAUCACAGAAGGUUGAAAAGUGGAAAAGGCUCCAGAUGACUUUUAUUCAUUUUAAAUUUUAUGUAAACUGUGUGUAAAUAUAAUUUGAUGGUGUCAACUAUUACGUGAUGUAUUCUGAUUCCAGUAACCUAUUUAUACCCUAUCC